Anoplopoma fimbria (sablefish) is the source of this 1613-nucleotide messenger RNA. RefSeq names its product Kruppel-like factor 5a (gene klf5a). NCBI's taxonomy places the organism in Eukaryota, Metazoa, Chordata, Actinopteri, Perciformes, Anoplopomatidae. Gene Ontology annotation, biological process: regulation of transcription by RNA polymerase II. Gene Ontology annotation, molecular function: DNA-binding transcription factor activity, RNA polymerase II-specific; RNA polymerase II cis-regulatory region sequence-specific DNA binding. The transcript has 4 exons. Bases 1 to 1530 code for a protein of 509 amino acids. The record is from RefSeq and is a predicted model, not a curated record.
AUGGCCGCGACACUCGCGAUGAGCGGCGGCGGGCAGGAGGACACCUUCUACCCGCUGCAGAAGGCGACCCUGCCCGCUGUGUUCCCCCUGGAGGACUCGGCGUUGUUCGGCUUGGACUGCAAGAUCACAGAAACGGACAAAACUGGACAAAACGACUACACGCAGGCAAAGUGUGAGAUGGACAGAUAUCUCUCCCCUCAGUCUCUUCCCCUCCCACCUCACGCAGACAGCCAGCAGAAGUCACAGAGAGCCAGUGCGUCUUCACUGGAUCAGUUCUUCACAGGCGAUCACGACGGGGCCCCCUAUACCCUCAACAUGAAUCUUUACCUCCCUGACGCUGCCUACCUGAGGAUGGGCUUGUGCCAGCAGGUGCGGCCCCCCCAGCACCAGAACCACACAGGUCUCACCCAAAUCAAAACAGAAUCUGCCUCCCCGUGUUUCUCCCCCAACAUACAAAUGCACUGCCCCAACACAACGUCCGCUACUAGCUGCAGUACAUCUGGGCACGGGCCCGGCAGUAUCGCCAUGGAAACCUCAGCCAUAAACAUGACGUUAGCAGGGUUGCCGGACUUCACCAGUGUUUUCAACCAGUCGGGAGGCGGUCGCGGCGACGAUUCAGUGCCGGAAGUCUUCAUCAAACAGGAAAUGUCAUCGCAGUUCGAUCAGCAUGCUCUCCACCACCACGACAACAGCGGCUCGCUGUUUCAGCUACUAAACUCUGGCUUGGACCAUCACCAUGGCAAUGGUAUGGAGGCUCAACAUCAGCAUCAUAUUCAUCAUCAGCAGCAGCAGCAGAUACAACACACUUCCACUACCACAAUCCACACGCCUUUCCAUAAUUUGCCGGUAGCUUCUUCGGCACCUCAACAAGAGCAGACAGCCAAGCCGGCCUACUGCAGCCUGAAUGGCGGGGCGUACACACAUCCUCAUGCUCAGGCACACCCCCACUUCCUCCAGCAGCAGGUGCCCUACCUGCCACCCUCUCCGCCCAGCUCGGAGCCCGGCAGCCCCGACAGGCAGAAGGAGCUGCUCCUCACCAUGUCCCCUCCUCCCUCAUACGCGGCCACCAUCGCCUCCAAGUUGUCAGGUAGCACCCCUGGACUCGGACCCAGCCCGGGACCAGGCAGCUUGGCUCUGCCCCACACUACAGGUCCCACGCCGGUCCCAGGCCAAGUCGCACCUGCAGCAACCGCAGCACCGACCCCAGCUCAGACCACAGUGCCUGCCCGCUACAACCGGAGGAACAACCCGGACCUGGAGAAACGACGGAUCCACCACUGUGAUUACCCAGGCUGCAAGAAAGUCUACACCAAGUCGUCCCAUCUGAAAGCCCACCUCAGGACUCACACGGGUGAGAAGCCGUACAGGUGCACGUGGGACAGCUGCGACUGGCGCUUUGCACGUUCCGACGAGCUCACGCGUCAUUUCCGGAAGCACACGGGCGCCAAACCCUUCCAGUGCGCCGUCUGCUCGCGCUCCUUCUCCCGAUCCGACCACCUCGCCCUGCACAUGAAGAGACACCAGAACUAGCAGCGUUUACACACACACACACACACACACACACACACACACACACACACACACACACACACACACACACACACACACACACA